AUGACAACAACAUUCAAAACUGUAGCUAUUGCCGGAGCCACGGGUAAACUGGGUUAUCCGAUCGCUGAAGCUUUUUUAAAUGAUGGAUCAUAUAAAAUUAAGAUUCUUCGUCAGAAACCUGAAAAUAAAAAUGAGAGAGCCGAAUUAUUAGCUUCGAAAGGAGCCGAAAUUGUCUAUGUUGAUUAUACUCAAAAGGAUGAUUUGGUUAAAGCACUCAAGGGAACUGAUGUGAUUGUAAGUACCUUAGCUCCCAAUAAGGCGCAUAUCGAUUUUUGUACUAUUCAAAUACCAUUGUUGAACGCUGCUAAAGAAGCCGGUGUGAAGAGAUUUAUUCCAUCGGAAUUUGGUGGUGAAUAUACGCCUGGUGCUCAUCCGUUUAUUAAUAGCAAAAUCCAAUUUCGGGAAGAACUAGAAAAAAACGGAAUAGAAUAUACGUACAUCUUUACUGGAAUAUUCCAAGAAUUUAUUGAAAUGUUAGGAUUUGAUCUUAAGAAUAAGACAGUUACAUUUUACGUGGACGGCGAUCCAAAGAUACACUCCACUUCUUUAGCGGAUAUUGGUAAAUAUACCGUCGAAUCACUUAAAUUACCUGAAGCUCGUAAUGCUACCAUUAGAGUAGCCGGUUCAACUUUUACAAUAAAGGAAAUUCUUCAAAAGUUUGAAGAAGCUACUGGUUCAAAAUGGAAAAUUGCUGAAGAUAAGGAAGUUCGACAUCGAUUCCGUAACCAAAUCGAACCAAUUCCAUCAAUCGUCGAUGAUUUUAGAGUUUUCAUUCUCGAAAAUGGUACACUUAGUAAAUUGGAUAAUGAUAAAUUUAGUUUUACUCCUCGUUCUCUUACCGAACAAAUUAACACCAUGAAUUAUUUAAAUCACUCGAAUGCUGCGAUUAGAGUAUCUGGUUCAACUGAGACAUUAAACGAAAUUCUUCAAAUGUUUGAAGAAGCUAUUGGUUCAAAAUGGAAGAUAAAAACUUUCAUUUGCGAAAAUUCACUCAGUAAAUUAGAUAAUGAUAAAUUUGGUUUUACACCACAUAAAUCAUUUAGUGUAAAUUAUACAUAUAUUAGAAAUGAUAAUGGAUCAAUAAAUGUUUAUCAACAACCUUCAAAAAUUCAAAAAUAUCAUCUUCUCACUCCAUCAUCAAAUAAUCCUCAUGUAUCAAUUAUAAGUAAACAAACUUCGGAUAUUUUAUGGGAUGCAAAAGUAAUUAGUUCAGAUGAGAAUUCCGAACCUAAUGAACCAAAAAUAACACCAACCGCUAAUUGGGAAUUUAAAGGUUACGCGUGUACUUGGAAUGGGAGAGUAUUUUUAUGGAAAUUAUAUGGAAAUGGUGGAAAUAUUUAUUGUACUGAAGGAUUAAGUGAAUUAGGUAGAAAGGUUGCAGAAUUUGAUGAUAAAUCCAAUACUAUAACUAUUGAUUUGAAUGGGGUGGCUAUAUCUCAAAAAUCAUCAUCUCAAAGAUCAUUAGCAUCCGUAAAUGAUGAAUUAAGGGAUACCGCUGAAAUUGAAUCAUUCGAAUCAUUCAUGUUAUUAACUGGUUUAAUUGCUAAAAAUUCAGCAAAAAAAUUACAAAACCCUGUUAAUCGUAUGAGUAACUAUGGUGAUAAUACUUAUUUAUUUAAUUAUACUCCAUUCUUUGUUUGUUGUGGAAUCCUUCAAUUGACUUAA
Molecule: messenger RNA, 1665 nt
Organism: Diversispora eburnea
Lineage: Eukaryota; Fungi; Glomeromycota; Glomeromycetes; Diversisporales; Diversisporaceae
Source: the annotation of a GenBank genome assembly